Molecule: messenger RNA, 3770 nt
Organism: Balaenoptera ricei (Rice's whale)
Lineage: Eukaryota; Metazoa; Chordata; Mammalia; Artiodactyla; Balaenopteridae
Gene: GIPC3
Product: GIPC PDZ domain containing family member 3
Exons: 6
Coding region: 1-3645 (1214 amino acids)
Molecular function (GO): protein binding
Source: RefSeq, a predicted model, not a curated record
AUGGAGACCACAGCGGCCCGCGAGGCCCGGGGGGCCGAGGCCCCACGCCUGCCCGCGCCCCCGCCCUCGCCCGCCGAGCCCCCGGCUGCGUCCCCCACCCCGGCCGCGCCCCGAGCCCGCCCGCGCCUCGUCUUCCGCACGCAGCUGGCUCACGGCAGCCCCACGGGCAAGAUCGAGGGCUUCACCAACGUCCGCGAGCUUUACGCCAAGAUCGCCGAGGCCUUCGGGAUCGCGCCCACCGAGAUCUUAUUCUGCACCCUAAACAGCCACAAAGUGGACAUGCAGAAACUCCUGGGCGGCCAGAUAGGGUUGGAGGACUUUAUCUUUGCCCACGUGCGCGGCGAGACCAAAGAGGUGGAGGUCACUAAGACCGAGGACGCCCUGGGACUGACCAUCACUGACAACGGGGCUGGCUAUGCCUUCAUCAAGAGGAUCAAGGAAGGCAGCAUCAUCAACCGAAUCGAGGCAGUGUGCGUGGGCGACAGCAUUGAGGCCAUCAACGACCACUCAAUCGUUGGCUGCCGCCACUACGAGGUGGCCAAGAUGCUCCGGGAGCUGCCCAAGUUGCAGCCUUUCACCCUGCGCCUGGUUCAGCCCAAGAGAGCCUUUGAUAUGAUCGGCCAGAGGAGCCGGAGCAGCAAAUGCCCCAUGGAGGCAAAAGUCAGCAGCGGGAGGGAGACCCUGCGGCUUCGGUCUGGGGGGGCCGCCACCGUGGAGGAAGUGCCUAGUGAAUUUGAGGAAGAGGCAUCUCGGAGGGUAGAUGACCUGCUGGAGAGCUACAUGGGCAUUCGGGACCCAGAGCUGGGUAAGGGGCCAGGCGUCCACCAUGGUGGAGACAUCCAAGAAGACAGUGAGUGUCCAGGAGUUUGCACGCCAUUUAGACUCCGUCUUGGGCGAGUUCGCCUUCCCGGACGAGUUUGUGGUGGAGGUGUGGGCCGCCAUCGGCGAGGCCAGGGAGGCCUGUGGCUAGUCUGCCCCGGGGCCGAGCGCAGCCCCAGCCCGGAGCCCAGCCCCCUGCCCCAGCCCUCCCGGCCAGUUCCCCAAGCCCAGCCCUGCUCUGGAGUCCAGAAGCCCAGAUCUGAGACCCAGCCCUGCUCUAGAACCCAGCUCAGCUCAGAGACCAAGCCCAGAUCUGAGACUGGCAUCACCUCUAGAACCCACACCAGUUUUGAGAGAGAGUCCAGCCCUGAGACUCGGCCAUGCUCUAGAACCCAGCUCAGCUUGGAGACCAAGCCCAGAUCUGAGACUGGUAUCACCUCUAGAACCCAUGCCAGUUUUGAGACCAAGCCCAGCCCUGAGACUCGGCCAUGCUCUAGAACCCAGCCCAGCUCAGAGACCAAGCCCAGAUCUGAGACCCAGCCCUGCCCUAGAACCCAGCUCAGCUCGGAGACCAAGCUCCCCUCUAGAGCCAAGGCCAGCUCUGAGACCAAGUUCACCUCUAGAACCCAUACCAGUUUUGAGACCAAGCCCAGCUCUGAGACCAAGCCCUCCUCUGGAACCCAGGCCAGCUCUGAGGUCCAGUUCAUCACUAGAACCCAAUCCAGUUCUGAGAUGAAACCCAGAUCCAGAACCCAGCUCUCCUCUAGAACCCAGGACAGCUCUGAGGCUAAGCUGAGCUCUGAUAUAAAGUCAAGUUUGGGAACCCAGACAAGUUUUAAGAGCCACCCCAGCUCUGAAAUCAAACCUAGUUCUGAAAGCCAGGCCAGCUUUAUGACCCAGCCCUGCCUUAAAACUCGACCCAACUCUGGAACGCAAGACAGCUCCAUGACCCAGCUGUACCUGGACACCUGGUCUAGCUCAGAAACGCCAGUUAGUUCUGGAACCCAGGUGAGACUCAAGAAGCAGCCCAGUUCCAGAAGCCACAUCAGCUCAGGAUUCAAAGACAGUUCCCAAACCCAACCCUAUUGUCAUGCCCAGACCAGCUCAGGAACCCAGAUGCAUGCUGCAGAGCAGCCCAGGUCCAGACCCCACCCCCAUACUAGGGCCCAGUCCAGCUCCAGUGAUGAGUCCAGCUCAGAGACUGAGCCCAGCUCUAGACCCCAGACUAGUGCAACAAGCAGGCCUGUCUCCAGAAUUCAGACAAGCUCUGGACCCCCAUCCAUCCCUGGGGCAAGGCCCGCCUCCAGAGCGCCACUUGAUGCCAAGCCCCGCCCUCACUGCAGAACACAGAGCAGCUCUAGAACGUCAUCCAGCUCUGGGACCCAGACAGACUUCAAGGCUUGGCCGAUUUCCAGAGUUCAGUCUAGCUCAGGCACCCCACCCAGCUCCAGAACUCAGCUCAGUUCUAGAGAACAGGCUGGCUCUGAAAUCCCAUCCAGCUCUAAAACACAGUCAACUGCUGAGACCCACUUGAGUUCCAGAAUCCAACUAGAGUCUGGUCCUGGGACCCAGACCAAUGCAGCAAUAGACUUAAGCUCCACAGCUCUGUCGAGCUCUGAGAGCAGGCCCAGCUCCAGGACCCAGCCCUGCCUGGGAGCUCAAAAAACCUCUGGGACCCAGCUCAUCUCAGAAACCCUGCCAAGCUCUAGAAAGCAACUCCAGACCACGCCCCCAGGCAGCUCUGGUAUUGAGCCGGACUUUGGGAGACAGACCAGCUCUGGAACUCAGCUCAUCUCUAGAGCCCAGCCCAGCUCUGGGACCCAGACAAGUUCAAUAAUUCAGCCCAGCUCUGGAGCCCAGUUCAGCUCCAGAACACAGCCCAGCUCCACAAUUCAGUUCAGCUCGGAGAUAACACCCAGCUCUGAAACCCAGACCAGUUCAAGAAUACAGCCCAGCUCUGGAACCCAACCCAGCUCCAGAACGCAGACCAGUUCUGGAACCCAGCUCAUCUCUGAGACCCAGCCCAGUGCGACAAUGCAGCCCCUCGCUGGAGUCCACCUCAUUUCUGGAACCCAAACCAGCUCCAGAACCCAUACCAGUUCUGGAACCCAGCUCAACUCUGAGACCCAGCCCAGCUCUGGGACCCAGACCAGUGCAAGAAUUCAGCCCAGCUCUGGAGCCCAGCUCUGCUCCAGAACCCAGUUCAGCUCUAGAAUUCAGUUCAUAUCUGAGACUCACCACAGCUCUGAAACCCAGACCAGUUCAAGAACCCAGCCCAGCUCUGGAAUCCACCUCAGUUCCAGAACCGAAUCUGUUUCUGAAACCCAAUCCAGCUCCAGAAGCCAGACCAGCUCAAGAAUCCAGCUCAGCUCUAGAAAUGGGCUCCGCCCACAGACCCCUGGCCUUGACCCCAGAACCCAGCCUGAUCCCACUCCCCCAGCCCGACCUCAACACCCAGGCCCACCACCCAGAGCCCCACCUCCAGGUCCUAGGAGGGUCUCUCACCCUCAGCCCCAUGAUCUGGUUCAAGGAGCCCAGGCCGAUACUGGCCCAGGCCGAAGCCCAUCCACUUCUGCCCUGGUGCCACAGCCGUGGUCCCCCUCCGCCCCGCAGAAACCAGCCCUUCCCCCCAAGCCCCAGCUGGGACCCCAGAAGUCCACCCUGCCCACCAAAUCUGUCAUCCCUAGUUCUGCCACCAGGGCGGCCCUCCUGCAUUCCCAGCCCCCUGAACCCUCAGCUCGGGGGCCUGCCCCCUCCGCCAUGCUCAGGGAGCCAGGACCGGCUCCGCAGGCGUCAGAGCCCUUCCCCUACCAUGGGGGGCUAUAGCUUGGGGGUGACAUACUUGUGGCCCCCAUGCCCUCUCCUGCCCCUCCCAGCCUGGGUCCCCCAGAAGCAGCAGGUGACCUCAUUCCCCCACAGGCGGGGUGGGGGGGGUGAGGGAGGGUGGACAC